AUGUCGCGAUUAUCCAAAAACGUCAAUUUGCCAGACGGCGAAAAUACGGUUCAUAAUGUUGUCACGGGUGAUAUUGAUGUUUAUGGUGAUACUGCUACUGGUGCCGAAGUACUUCUCAGUGAGCUCAGGGUUUCACCAUUGUUGACGUAUACUCAUGCUUUAGGAGCAUUGCAGCCAAGUCGACGAGUGAAAACGCUUUACGCAUGCACAGCAGGUCACAAUACCGAGUUGUCUUUUCAGCCUGGACAAAUUAUUACUAAUGGCUAG
Molecule: messenger RNA, 267 nt
Organism: Acanthocheilonema viteae
Lineage: Eukaryota; Metazoa; Nematoda; Chromadorea; Rhabditida; Onchocercidae
Source: the annotation of a GenBank genome assembly